AUGAACAUAUACACAUCACCCACGCGAGCAUCAGGCAACUUGCUCAGUGGUGGAGAGAAGCCCCGUCUGCCCAUGUUGGCCACGGAUGGCAGAAGUACAGAGAAGCGUUGCCUGGACGAAGACUGCGAGGCCAUACCGUGCUCGAGCCUGGACAUGUGCAAAAUCUACCCGAAAGGCCCACUGCUUGUUCUUCCGGAGCGUAUCUACCUCUAUUCGGAACCCACGGUGAAGGAGCUUUUGCCAUUUGAUGUAGUUAUUAACGUUGCUGAGGAGACACGAGACUUGCAAACGCAGGUUCCCGCCAUAGAGUAUCACCACUGCCGGUGGGAACACGACUCCAACAUCACGAUGGACCUGCUGUCCCUGACCAGCAUUAUUCACGCAGCUGCAGCGAAGAGGGAGAAAAUCCUGAUACAUUGCCAAUGUGGGCUGUCGAGGUCUGCGACGCUGGUGAUUGCAUACAUCAUGAAGUACCAUCAUUUGGGCCUGAGACACGCGUACGAUCUGCUGAAAUCAAGAGCAGACAAGAUAAGCCCCCCCAUGGGGCUAGUUUUCCAGCUGAUGCAGUGGGAAGUCGCUCUCAAUGCAAAUACUAACGUGCAGGCCCAUGAAUAUAGAAAACUACCAUAG
Saccharomyces kudriavzevii IFO 1802 is the source of this 630-nucleotide messenger RNA. It is a transcript of the gene SDP1, whose product is annotated as mitogen-activated protein kinase tyrosine protein phosphatase SDP1. Gene Ontology annotation, biological process: protein dephosphorylation; negative regulation of MAPK cascade. The record is from RefSeq and is a predicted model, not a curated record. Bases 1 to 630 code for a protein of 209 amino acids. NCBI's taxonomy places the organism in Eukaryota, Fungi, Ascomycota, Saccharomycetes, Saccharomycetales, Saccharomycetaceae. The transcript has a single exon. Gene Ontology annotation, cellular component: cytoplasm; nucleus; cytosol. Gene Ontology annotation, molecular function: MAP kinase tyrosine/serine/threonine phosphatase activity; protein tyrosine/threonine phosphatase activity.